Molecule: messenger RNA, 1311 nt
Organism: Diutina rugosa
Lineage: Eukaryota; Fungi; Ascomycota; Pichiomycetes; Serinales; Debaryomycetaceae
Product: tRNA threonylcarbamoyladenosine dehydratase
Exons: 1
Coding region: 1-1311 (436 amino acids)
Biological process (GO): cyclic threonylcarbamoyladenosine biosynthetic process
Cellular component (GO): mitochondrial outer membrane
Molecular function (GO): ubiquitin-like modifier activating enzyme activity; tRNA threonylcarbamoyladenosine dehydratase activity
Source: RefSeq, a predicted model, not a curated record
AUGUUGGACCGGAGCCAUGUCGUCACCGCCGUGGCUGCGGUAGCGGCGACCGUGGGCGUCUUACACUGCUACAAGCUGAUAAAGGAAGCUGAAAACCCCGAGGUGCAGCUGCCGCCUCGCCUGGUCGAGCGCCAGUACCUGGAGGAGCUCAUCGAGGAACAGUUGGCGAGAAACUACGCCUUCCUCGGCGACGACGGGAUGCGGGCCGUCCGCAACCAGCGUAUUGUCGUCGUCGGUGUUGGUGGUGUUGGUUCGUGGGUGGCGACGAUGCUUGUACGCGCCGGGGUUGGCCACAUCAAGUUGAUUGAUUUUGACCAAGUGACGCUUUCCUCGCUCAAUCGCCACGCUGUGGCUACCACUAAGGACGUGGGCAUUUCCAAGGUGAACUGCUUAAAGAACCACUUGUCUCAGGUAGCGCCCUGGGUCAAUAUUGAGGUGGAAAACUCGUUGUGGACGUUGGACCAAGGGGAACAGUUAAUCUACGGCAAGGACGGCCAGUGGAACCCGACGUUCGUCAUCGACUGUAUCGAUAACAUCGACACCAAGGUCGACUUAUUGGAGUACUGCUUCAACAAGGGACUUAAGGUGAUCUCGCUGGGAGGGGCGGCGUGUAAAAACGACCCCACGCGGCUUAACGUCGCCGAUAUCUCCAAGACUGAAGAGGACGCCCUUCUGAGACAGGUGAGAGUGAGACUCAAGAAGCGGGGGAUCUUGAAGGGGAUCCCCGUGGUGUUCUCGGCGGAAAAGCCCGACCCGCGUAAGGCUCAGUUAUUACCGAUUACCGAAGAGGAAUUGGCUAAGGGAGAUGUCGACCAGUUGACGGCGUUGCGCAAUUUUAGAGUCCGCAUUUUGCCCGUGUUGGGGACGAUGCCGGGGAUGUUUGGCUUGACCAUCGCCACCUACGUGUUGUGCCAAGUGGCAGGGUAUCCGAUGGAGCCCGUCGAGGGGAAGAACCGCUACCACAACUACGAGCUGUUCCUCACUGGCUUAGGCGCUCAAUUGAUCAGAUUAGGCGUCAAGGAUAACCGUGUGCCGAUUAAGCUCUCUGAAGUGCCCUAUAUCCUUGAAGAAGUGUGGCGCGGCAAGUCGCCCAUCUCAGGCUACCUGACCCGUUUGGUGCUCUCGCAAUGGGACCCUAAGAAGCCGUUGCUGGUGCAAAACAUGGUGGUGAUGACCAAGGAGGAAAUGAAGGUCCACGAGCAGCGCAUCUUGCUUGGCAGCGACACGUUUGCCGAUGUAUAUAGUCCCGAGGUGCUUGCGUUGGUUGCCCAGCGGUUUGCCGAUGAACAGUACUACUCGCAGUUCCGCUAG